Marasmius oreades (fairy-ring Marasmius) is the source of this 1118-nucleotide messenger RNA. RefSeq lists its product as uncharacterized. The record is from RefSeq and is a predicted model, not a curated record. Bases 232 to 1017 code for a protein of 261 amino acids. Gene Ontology annotation, molecular function: protein binding. NCBI's taxonomy places the organism in Eukaryota, Fungi, Basidiomycota, Agaricomycetes, Agaricales, Marasmiaceae. The transcript has 8 exons.
UUUUAAAUCCCUUUUUCAAAGUUUCAGUUCAAAGUUUCAGCUUCUACCAGUCUUUCUACGUUGCCCUCAUUUCAAGGGACCACUCGCCGGUGGUCCUGGAGCCAACUAUAAGUGACAACUUUCCUUACUGAUUCUUUCGCGUUUUUAUUCUCGCCUUCUUCUUAUAAUACUGACAUUGAUCUGUUAAUCAGGCUUCUCAUCUGUUGUAGUAGUGAGUCUCAUUCCACCAUCAUGUCCGAAUCACAACCCUCCACUUCUUUAUCGUCCAUCGACCUUCCUGCGGUUCCAAAAGAUUCCACUGCAGCCGAAGGUGUUAUGGUACGACAAAGUGCCGUUGAUACAAAACCGUCACGACCGUCUUUCAAGGUGUUCAGGCCACCGGCAACGUCGUCUUCUGCUCCUUUACCUACGUUGUCCGACGAAUACUUUAAUCCUUCGGCCUCGGAAGUCAGGCUUCAGCAGCAUCAAUUAUCGGCGAGAGUGCAAGCUUUGACAAAUGCACCUCUUCAACUGAAAACGACGAGGGAAGCAGCGGAGAAAGCAAAGAAAGAUAGAUGGCCUGAGACGAGAAUACGUGUCAAGUUUCCAGAUAGGACCCAACUCGAAAAGGUGUUUCCCUCAACUGACAAGAUCAAGUCGAUAUACGCGUUCGUACGGAAUUCGUUAAGAGAAGACGUGAAACCUAUCAAGUUCAUUCUUUAUCAACCUCCCCGACAGGAUCUCAAGGUUUCCGAUGUGAAUGUGAGGAAUCUCUCUCUGGCGGAAUUACAGUUGGCGCCUUCUUCAGUUUUAUUAUUGCGCUUUGAGGACGAGUCGUUGAAUGGAACGAGGGUACCCGCCCCGCUGGCACCAGAAGUCCUUGCAAUGGCGCAAGAUCUUCCUACCCCUCCUCCAGAACCAUCUCCCACCCUUCCCGCAAAGGAGGAAUCUUCCUCCAAAACGGUAGGAAAGACACUUGGAUCCCUUACAUCUGGGGAAAAGAAGAUACCCAAAUGGUUGAAAUUCGGCAAGAAGUGAUCCGCGAGAAAGGAUAAUGGAACUUGUAAUAUAUUGUACGGACGAUGAUCUACGGACUCGAAAAUAUAGAGAGUUAAUAUACAGGAAAAGUCGGAUCCACA